AGAUAAAUUCCUGCAACCCCUAACUUGUUUUUAGCCCUAACCCUAAGCUUGAUCAGACACGUCUUUACUUAUACCGUCACCACCGCCCUAAAUUCUUGGUAUUCACAGUAGGGAAUCCAUCGUCGCCUGCUGAAAAAAUGGUCGUACUAGCAGCGUCAAUAUGUACAAAAGGCGGUAAAGCCGUCGUCUCUCGCCAGUUCCGUGACAUGACUCGAGCACGAAUCGAAUCUCUCCUCGCCUCGUUCCCAAAACUCAUACCCACCAACACCCAACACACUACCGUCGAGACCUCGGAAGUCCGUUAUGUCUACCAGCCGCUCGAGGACCUGUACAUUCUUCUCAUCACCAACAAGGCCUCGAAUAUUUUACAGGAUAUCGAGACGUUGCACCUCUUCGCCCGGGUGGUGUCGGAUUUGUGCAGGACAGCCGAUGAGAGGGAGAUCCUCAUCAAGGCCUUUGACAUACUGGGCGCUUUUGAUGAGAUUGUGAGCUUGGGAUACAAGGAGAACGUCAGCCUCAUGCAGGUCAGGAGUGUGCUGGAGAUGGAGAGUCACGAAGAGAAAAUCCAGGAGAUUAUCGCGAGGGUGUGUUACACUGAAAUAUUUUCCCAGUUCGUUGCGUUUAUCCUUUACCCCCAGAACAAAGAGGCGGAAGCCAAGGAGGAGCUCAAGAGGCGUGCCAAGCAGCUUGAGAUGCAACGACGUGAGCAGCAGCGUCGCGCAGCUUCUACUGGCGGCAUGAACGCGUAUCUCGGUGGUGGGCCCACUGGAUACUCUCAGUUGCCGAGAUUCGAUCUCCCGGAAGCCACACCGUCAAGAAUCACGGCUUCCUCUCCAGGGCCAAUUUCGUCGCGCGCACCAGCUUUCAAGGGUUCUGGUAUGAAGCUGGGUAGCAAAAAGACGAAACAGGCAGAACUGCUUGAUGCACUGGGUGGUGAGGUCCUGGCGCCGCCUACGCCUGAUGUUUCUGCGCCAUCAACGCCUACAGUUUCCUCUGAGCCUUCCCACCAAAAUGUGGGGAGAGGGAGCCUGCCAGAAGUGGAGGCUGAGAGCGUCCAUAUUGUUAUCAAAGAACAGCUCAGUCUUUCGUUGCAUCGUGACGGAGGCUUACAGUCUAUGGAGCUCAAGGGCGAUAUGAACCUUCAAAUCUCCGAUGCCGAGUUUUCCCAUAUCAAGAUUUUGCUAUCGAACCCAACGACGGACUUUGGCGGACAUCAUCUGCAGUUCAAGCACCAUCCUAAUGUUCUCAAGUUUUCUUCGGGACAGCAGGAUCGUGUGGUCGCGCUGAAGGAUUCCAGCAGGGCUUUCCCUUUGCACCAGAGUAUUGGUGUGCUCAAGUGGAGAUAUGCUGGUACUGACGAGAGCAACGUCCCUCUAUCUAUUAACUGCUGGCCCUCACCGAACAAUGAUGGAACGUGCGAAGUUAGCAUCGAAUAUGAUCUCGAAAAUGAAAACGUCUCUCUGUACGACGUGGUCAUCUCGAUUCCUCUUCCUGAUGGUUCAUACCCUACUGUCUCCUCACAUUCGGGCGAGUGGUCACUGGAACCUUCGUCUCACUCUCUGGCGUGGACCAUGCCUCUCAUUUCUGGCUCAGAUGACACGAAGACUGGGUCGAUGAUCUUCACUGUUGGGGGUGAUGAUACGGGCGCUUUUUUCCCUGUCCAGGUCAGCUUCAUUGGCGAGGGUAGCUUGGCGGGGGUUUCUGUUACGAGUGUUUCCAAGAUUUCGGGCGAGGAAGUGGUGUACUCGGUCGAUUCGACGGUCACCGCUGAUACGUAUUCUGUUGUGUAAAAACUUAUAUUUUUCUCUUAUAUAAUUUUACUAUCGGUGCAAGAAAAGCAGGGUCACCUUUGCAUAUGACGUACUUCCGUUUUGGUUCUUUGCGUAAAUACCAUGAUGCUUGUGUUUCCUUCGCUUUCCUCUCACCCUUGAUAUAUGCACCAUCCACAGCCUUGUAUAUGGCGAGCCUUUCCAUUCCAGCAGUGUUGCCGGCUGAGGACCUACCCAUUGCAGAGGCUGGUGCGUUUUUGAUAGGUUAAAAAUGGGACUUUAUUCCGAGAAAGGCUUUGCUAACUCAACCAAACCUUUUAAGGUUACGCUAAAAUGCAAUGACCUCUGCUGUGAGCCUCUUGGUCAUCUUCAAGUGACGAGGAUACACCGGUCACCGACAAAUCCUUCAA
Guyanagaster necrorhizus is the source of this 2179-nucleotide messenger RNA. RefSeq lists its product as uncharacterized. Bases 138 to 1790 code for a protein of 550 amino acids. NCBI's taxonomy places the organism in Eukaryota, Fungi, Basidiomycota, Agaricomycetes, Agaricales, Physalacriaceae. The record is from RefSeq and is a predicted model, not a curated record. The transcript is spliced from 6 exons. Gene Ontology annotation, cellular component: COPI vesicle coat. Gene Ontology annotation, biological process: endoplasmic reticulum to Golgi vesicle-mediated transport; retrograde vesicle-mediated transport, Golgi to endoplasmic reticulum; Golgi localization.